UCAAAUAUGUGAAACAAACCUCCCUUAAAUGAAAAUUGGAGCUCUAUAAACGUGGUUAAAAAAAGAAAAAGAAAAAGCUUGUUUGUGAACUCUUUUGAACAGUGAACGCCGAACAUCAGUCGUUCCUUUCGUCUUGUCUUUUCCAUUUCUCACUGUCUUCCUCGCCGGAAAAUUCUAGAAGGUUCUCCCCUCACAGCAUGAAGCGCGUCUUCGAAGAAAUUUCCGACGAAGAGUGGUCGAACCACUCCUUCAAGCCCUCUCGCGUCUUCAGCAAACCACAGACUGAACCUUCGAUCCCUCCUCCGAUUGAAUCUUUCGCAUACCGACCGCAGCAGCUCUAUAUUUCCGACGAGAGCAGUGACGAUUGUUGCGUAGUCAUGGAAAGUUCCAAGAAUUUCGAGGAAAAUUUGGAGGACGAGGAUGUCGAGGUCGAGGGAGUGAAGUCCACCACGACGGUGAGUCGUGGCCGUCGGUUUGUGAUCGAUGAUGAAGAUGAAGACAGUGAGAGGGAAUUGACCGAGGUUUGUGAUGUAAAGUCGACGAGUGAGGAGGAGCAGGAGGAGGACAGGGAGGAUGACGAUGAUGUCGUCGGUAAGGCUCUUCAGAAGUGUGCUAAAUUAUCUGAUGAGUUGAAGAGAGAGCUGUACGGCUCUUCCGUCUCUGCCUGCGAACGAUAUUCAGAAGUGGAGUCUUCUUCUGUUAGGAUAGUUACCCAGGAUGAUAUUAAUGCGGCUUGUAAGGCUGAAGAUUCUGAUUUUGAGCCUGUUCUCAAGCCAUAUCAGCUGGUUGGCGUGAACUUUCUUCUUCUUUUGUAUCAGAAGGGAGUUGGUGGAGCAAUGAAAAGCCUCUAUUCCUUAAAAGCUAUACUUGCAGAUGAGAUGGGUCUGGGGAAGACAAUACAAGCUAUUACAUAUCUCGUGAUGUUGAAAUAUUUGAACAAUGAUUCGGGGCCUCAUCUAAUUGUAUGCCCUGCAUCUGUUCUGGAGAAUUGGGAAAGAGAACUCAAAAAGUGGUGCCCAUCCUUUUCUAUACUCCUCUAUCAUGGGGCUGCCCGGUCGGCAUAUGCAAAGGAAUUGAAUUCUCUGGCCAAGUCAGGGUUUCCUCCUCCAUUUAAUGUUCUUCUUGUUUGUUAUUCUGUAUUUGAGAGACACAGUUCCCAGCAGAAAGAUGAACGUAAAAUUCUGAAACGCUGGCAGUGGAGCUGUGUUCUUAUGGAUGAGGCUCAUGCCUUGAAAGAUAGAAACAGCUAUCGGUGGAAAAAUUUAAUGUCUCUUGCACGUAAUGCGAAGCAACGAUUAAUGUUGACAGGAACGCCACUUCAAAAUGACUUGCAUGAGCUGUGGUCACUGUUGGAGUUUAUGAUGCCCAAUCUUUUUGCUACCGAGGAUGUGGACUUGAAAAAACUAUUAACAGCUGAGAAUAAUUCUUUGAUUAACCAUAUGAAAUUCAUUUUGGGUCCGUUUAUUUUGAGACGGUUAAAAUCUGAUGUUAUGCAGCAACUUGUUCCAAAGAUACAGCAGGUUCGAUAUGUUGCAAUGGAAAAGCAACAAGAAGAUGCCUACAAGGAUGCCAUUGAAGAUUAUCGAAAUGCUUCACGUGGUCGCAUUGGUGGAAAUGCCAAUACCAAUUCAGAUAAUAUAUGCAGUGUUCUUCCCCGUCGUCAGAUAUCAAAUUAUUUUGUUCAGUUUCGCAAGAUUGCUAAUCAUCCUUUACUAGUACGGCGCAUUUACAAAGACGAGGAUGUUGUUCGUUUUGCUAAAAAGUUACACCCUUUAGGUGCAUUUGGCUUUGAAUGUACCGUGGAAAGGGUAGCUGAGGAACUUAAAAGUUAUAGUGAUUUUUCCAUUCACCGGUUAUUACUUUCUUAUGGCAUCACUGACAGAAAGGGAGUUCUAUCAGAUAACGAGGUGCUACUUUCGGCAAAGUGUCAGGAAUUAGCGCAACUACUUCCUUCACUGAAGCAAGAUGGACAUCGAGUUCUUAUUUUCAGUCAAUGGACAUCAAUGCUCGACAUCUUGGAAUGGACAUUGGAUGUGAUCGGGUUAACUUAUAGACGACUUGAUGGAAGACCUAACUGAACCAAGUUUUGUGGACUGACCAAAUCUGAGGCAAGUUAUUGUGAAACCUCGAUAAAAAUUUGGUUUGUGACAAGAAACCUACGAUAAACACCCAACCCAUGAACACAAACAAGGAACCUGUCAAGAACGAAACACCCAACAUGAACAAGCGAUUGGAGAUAUGCAGACGGCUGGAUCUGGGAGUGUGUUAGGUACUUGCUGACAGACAGAUGUGAGUUCCAGGUUGAUGGAUAGAUGUGGGUUCCAGGUCAACGGACGAACCUGAGAUGCGUGGAUCUGGGAGCGCAUGGAUAGACGACUCUGAUGUGGUCGACGCUGCAUGGAUCUGGAGUGCUGGACAGCGAACGGCAAAUGGUGCAACGAAGUUGGGCAGCAGUGGCGGUAGCUGGAGUGGCGUGGGAUAACUACACUAAAACCCUAAUGAGCUUUGGAAGGAGUGAUGUUGAAAAAGCUAGGUUUUUGUUUUUUGUUUGUUUUUUUUCCUCUCUGUUCCCCUCCUAGCGUUAAUGUCGAAUGAAAUCAAAUAUUUUGUAUUCCAACGAAUAAUCCUGAGAUACAAAGCCUUCUUAUAGACGAGAAAGACUAUACAUAAAAGGAAAGUACCCUGAUAAGAAUAAAAUAACAUCGUUAAUGAUUUUACAAUGCAUCAACACAUUUACAACCAACAAAUAUAUUACCUCAUAAAAUAAUCUUGCAUAAAAUUACGUGCUUGCCCAUAUAUAUAUUUGAUUUAUUUUCAAUUACAUCAGUCAACGACCCUUAUUAUGCUAAAAUUCUUUACUUCAAUAUUUUAUCUUCUUUAAUGCAGUUUUCCUCGUAGAAAAGUCCCAAACUCAGCCGCAUAUUAAGAAGUGAUCGUUUUGUGAUUCACUCGUAUACAUAUAUAUAUUCAACUGGUCUUUGUGUGUGUGUGUGUGUGAAAGCUAUCAUUGGAACAUGGCAGUGAAGAAACUUUUGCUCAAUUUUCAUUCCGGAAAUAUGCAUUAUAAAUUGUAACAUUGUAACAUUAUAAUUAUUCUAUGUAAAAAUUUAGACCGACAUCAUUUGUACUUUUUAUGGAGUACCAUUCUUUGCUUGCGCAUAGAGAUAUUGAAUUUUAUGAAAAAUUUCAAGCAUCUAAGAUCAUAUUAUAUUGGACUUCCA
This is a messenger RNA of Benincasa hispida (wax gourd), 3221 nucleotides long. It is a transcript of the gene ETL1, whose product is annotated as SNF2 domain-containing protein / helicase domain-containing protein. Lineage: Eukaryota; Viridiplantae; Streptophyta; Magnoliopsida; Cucurbitales; Cucurbitaceae. Gene Ontology annotation, molecular function: ATP binding. The record is from RefSeq and is a predicted model, not a curated record.